Molecule: messenger RNA, 1593 nt
Organism: Anopheles cruzii
Lineage: Eukaryota; Metazoa; Arthropoda; Insecta; Diptera; Culicidae
Exons: 3
Coding region: 533-1243 (236 amino acids)
Source: RefSeq, a predicted model, not a curated record
ACUGAUCGGUGCUGGUUCCGCCUGAAGCUCACCGGAACUCGCGGAUCGCGGGUGUGUUGCGAACAAAAGUGUGGUUGACCCUCAAGAGUACAGGGUACCAAAACCCAGAGCCGACGAACAUAUCGGCCUUCGGCUCUCCCAUCGGAGUGCCCAGCUUUCGACGUCCGGUGCCACCGAAUGGUGGAUCACUGGAUUGCUUCCAUUCCCGAUGUUGGCCACGGCGUGCUGCCACCGCGGUGGUAAACCAGUGAUGAUUGAACCCGCGGCGCAGGGCGCUAGGAGCACAGCAACGAGAGUCGCACUAUGUACCCUCCACCACUAACCCGGAUUUGAUUAGUUUGUGAUCGAUUGGCUUUGUGGCGCAAGCGGGCGAAAAAUUUUGAGCGCAAGGUAGAUAGUUUUGGAGUGAUUGUCGUCGUCGUUGGAACACUUCAUUCUGAGCACCGGACUGGUAAACGAGUGAUCAUCGGCAUCAUCGUCACCUAAAGGACCCCAGACACACACACAGGAUACACAGGAUACUCGAUCUAAAAUGAAUAAAGGUCGCUUAUCAACAUGUAUCUGCCUGUGGCUGGUCGUCAUGGUGAUGGUCAACGCACCGCCAACUGUCACAUCGCAGCCGUGCAGCGGAGUCUCGAGUGGACCGUUGGGAAACGCCCUCGCACAGCAACGCACAAAGGGCAGCGCCCGUGCCGGGUUCGGCUCGCCACCGGCCGCGAUAGCAUCGUCGACACCGACGGCUAUCAAGAAGGACCUCUUCAUGUCGCGCGGCUGGGGUGCAUCGGGGAUGCCGUUCUCGAUGUUUUAUCUCAACCACUACACGAAGGCACAGAAAGCUUUCGCACAAACCCAGCUACAGCAGCAGCAGCAGCAGCAGCAACAGCAGUUACUACAGCAACAACAGCAACAGCAGCUGCAACACGAACAGCAGGCGCAACAGGCAGCGUCGCUAAGGAUACGCUCGCAGGACGACACACCGCUCACUCGAACCCAAAAAGAGGUGGCGGCGGCGUCGCUGGUUGAAUCUGUUGGUCAACCGCUUGUUGCCCAGCAACUCCCAUUCCCGGACCGGUACGGCGAAACGGCAGCAGCCGUACACGCGGAAAAACUGCGGACUGAUGCCGAUUACGUUGACAACAACGGGGGCGCCACGGUGAGGGCGGGUGCGAAAGGAAAUGCCACACGCCGCCAGUACACCGUUCCGCAGCUGUUCGUGUCGUACGGCUGGGGCCCGAUGGGUUAAGUGGGUUUCAUUUGCUCUGCGCCUACUUUGUUGUUCAACUACUCUCCGUCAAAUUCCUGCCGAUAAGUGGGCCGAUCUUGGGCCCACUGUUUUGACAAUGAACGCAACGUUCGAAAAGCGAAGAAAAUUGGAAGAUAAAAAAAAACAAACGGAGGUGGAGAAAAAAUUUCCCAAAACCUUUUCACCUAACUUCGUGUACCCUAAUACUUCAUUCUAUGUGUAAUAAAAAGAAGCAUUACAAUUAGUGUUAUAUAUAUAAAAACAAAAAUACAUUAUGAGCAGCAUGGAAAAAUCGAAUCAAUUAACUAUCUUCGUACACUGUUAAAAAAUUUGUACCCAAUAUAAGAACG